AUGUUGAAUGAAAGUCCGCCGCCUGAUGAAGGUGAUCUCGUUUACAGACGCUGUAAAUCGGCCAAACUGUGGAUGUGCGCUUUGGCAUCUUUCGCAUCAAUUGACUGGAAUUUAGAACAUCUGAAAGAGAGUUGCAAUGCGCUUCAACUCAAAGCUCUAUUCAAUCGACUUAUUCACUUCUGUUUCCCGGAACGAAAUCUUGGUAUAAACGAUGAUGCGGGUGUGGUGGUGUUCGAUCGAUUCCAAGAGAUUGCUUCAAGGCUGAACAAGCCUGAGCGUUUGUUUGCUGCGUGGUUUUACGCAAUGUGGAUUCUGAAAAUGGACGUGGACGGUCAAUUUCCGGAAGUGGUCGCGAAACCGUCGGUUAGUAAUCCGGCAGCAACAUACGAUGCGAGACUGCAGUCUGCAGAGCAAAUCAGGAAUUGUGUGAUUGAGCAUCGCCAAAAAUCGAAAGAUGCAGUCGACUUGUUGGAGCAACUUUUGGCGCUGGAUUCAAUCAGAGAAUUUAAUGUGCCGCAGAUGGAUGCAUUUUUGGGCGAUAUUUUUAAGGAAUUUGAAGAAGAAACGCAAGAUUUGGCGAGCGUGUCGGCGAUUGAUCCGAAUGUCAUACCAAAACCGAAUUUUGAAACUCCUCUCGUCGUCCUUAAUAAAGUUGAUUGGAGAAUUCUGACAAAUCACACAUUACUUUGCUAUCAUUUCGCGUACAACAAUCUUUCAAAAGCUGAAAAUCUACUCGUUCAGAUAGUCGCGGAUUGGCCUCGUCGAAGUGAAGGGUUUGGCACGCAGAACUCGAUGGCCGAUCGUAUGACGUACAUAAAUCCGCAAGAAAUCGGCGGUUAUUGUAUCGCAUUCGAAAUGACUCCACCAGAAGGUAUACAACUAACAGCCGCGAACAGAGAGCAGGAAAUUUUCAUGGCAUCCGAAUACGAUGAUGAGUGGAUCAAAAAGCUCGGCGAAUCGGAUUGUACGAUGUUGGCGUUCGAUUCGCUGUUUGCGCCGAAGAUGUCACCAAAAUUGUCGUUGGAUUUUUUGAUCGAAACGAAACGUGAAGAAAUGGCCUAUGGUUCGUUGAUUAUGCCCGAAGAGCGUCGAGUGAUUUGUGCAAACGAGACGUCUGUGAGGAAAUUCAUUGAGAUAUUGUUGCGUAGAAUGAGCAACAUUCGAACACGAGAAAGUGAACGUAUGCAGCUUGGUGUGUUCAUUCAACUGUUCGCAUUUUUGGAUCCUCUUUUUGCAAUGGAAUUGGCGAAGAUAGAAAAGGCGACUGGUCGUGCUUUGACAUUCUUAAGUGCAGAAUCGGUACAGUUUCCACCCGUAGACCCACUGCCGGAUCAGUCUGUUUUCAAAGAUAUUCUGAGUGGUGGUCCAGCGUAUUGGAGAUUGUUGCUCAGUUACGAUGUGAAUGAAAUUAAACCGUUAUUCGCACAGCUUGGCGCAAAAUUCAAACUUCCAUAUUGGUAUCAACCGUCGAAAAUGAUCGGUGAAGUGUUGCUUCCAGCAAUUGCUGGUCAACAAUGUUAUGAGUAUAUUGCGAUGUUGUUGGGCAAAUUGGAAGCUUUAGCGAAAAUUGGCUUUGUGGACGCAACGCAAUGGACUGAAUUUGGAAAUGACUGUGUGAAGGAACUGGGUGCGAUUGGACGGAAUCAAGACGUUCAGAUGAGAUUCACGUACGAUGCGGUUCGUGUGAAGUUAGAUAAAUGGAUUCGAAAUUUCCCGAGUGCACCAUCCGAGGCGGGUGCGUUCUUGAAUGCCACCAAGAAUCUGCAGAACAUCGUGCAAGGUCUUGUACAAACCUCAGCCACAAUGCCAUCGAGUUCGCUGGAAACAGUGAUCUCGAUGUUGCUUCAAAUAGUCGCCUUCUUGAUCAAUACGGCCGAAUGGGAUUUCAUUCUGAAGUCUUCACCGAAAUUAAAAAGCCCUUUCCUGGAUAUUGCCAAAGUGCUCGCAGCGUACAUGACCGGUGAUCCAGUGAUGCGCAAAAAAGUAGCUGAUGAAGCGUGGUGGAAGAUAAUGCAUGUGACAUUCGAGGAUCCAUCUGGUAAGCGACGGAAUGACGGGUCGUCUGUGCGUGAUCGAACAAAUUUGUUAAUCUCACGUCCUCAGUUUCUACAAUUACUUCGAGUUAUUAAAGUGAGUCUCAUUUUCAUUGUGAAGAAUUGA
Molecule: messenger RNA, 2160 nt
Organism: Anisakis simplex (herring worm)
Lineage: Eukaryota; Metazoa; Nematoda; Chromadorea; Rhabditida; Anisakidae
Source: the annotation of a GenBank genome assembly